Messenger RNA from Adineta steineri, 2970 nucleotides. The record is from the annotation of a GenBank genome assembly. Lineage: Eukaryota; Metazoa; Rotifera; Eurotatoria; Adinetida; Adinetidae.
AUGAUUUUAUACAAAUCUAUUCCAUAUCUCUUUCUUCCGUUAAUCUCAUUAACAAUUAUUUCUGCUCAAACACCAUUGUAUACAGCUUAUCAAACAGGUUUUCCAUAUAACACAACAUGCUCAACAAAUCAAUAUUUUGAUGUUGCCUUAUUACAAUGUUCACCUUGUCCACAAAAUGCACAACAGAAAGUAAAUGAUCCAACACAAUGUGAUUGUGUCAAUAAUUCAUACUAUUAUGAUGUAAAUCAAGGUGGCGGUUCAUUGAGAUGUAUACUUUGCAAUUCAGCUUAUACACGAUCAAGUGAUGGAUUUGGAUGUAUUGCAUCAGCUAUUACAUGCAAUUCAACAAUAUCGAAUGCAGUUCUUACUGAAUCAGAUAUCACUGGUAAUCAAAUUGGAACUUUAUCAAGUUCUUCAAGUCAACCAAGACUUGGAAGUGAAAUCUGUACUACAUGUCAAGGCGCGACAUGGCCUGACGUAGCUGGUCAACGAUGUAUGCCAUGUGCCAGUGUUACUCCUCGAAAAGAUAAUGGAACAACUAUUUCAUGUUGCACCGCUAAUUCAACUGAUGAUGGUGUUUGUUUAACCUAUGUAACAGAUACGGUGACAUUUGCUUCUAGUUAUCUAAAUACAUUUAGCAGUUCAGUAUUAUCAACAUUUAUUCAACAACAUCUUAAAGCAUCGUUUUAUCUUUGUCGAAUGAAUUUAAAUUCAACAGCAACAAUGUCAAUACCACGUCUACUUCUAACAAAUGCAACAGCAUGCCAAGUGUUAGCAAAUAUUGCUGCAAUGCAAUUCUAUUUUGAUUCGUCUGGAUAUGCUUACACUUAUUAUAAUACCUACAUAUGGAAUCCAGCAGAUACACCAGCCAUUUGGACAAUUUCAACUCCUCGACCAUCAAUACCAUUUCUAGCUUAUCCAGAUAGUUAUUACACUGAAAUAACUAGUUCAACAUAUAAUUGGAUACCAGCAACGUUUAAUACAAAUGAUUUAAUAACAUUUAAAUUAGCUAAAUAUUCACCAACUGGACAAUUUAUUGGUCUAGUUGAUGUUAUUGAUACUUAUGUUCAACUAUGUGGUGGUGGAUAUACAGAUGGUCGCGCUGCUUUUACAUUCGGAACACAAUAUACAAAAUCAUGUAAUAUUCGAGUUGAUGCUUUAUGGAAUUCAUCAUUAUAUGAAACGGCUUUCUAUGAUCCAUAUAUUGUAUUUACAAAAUCUGGUGUUGAUAAUAUGUUACCUGGUUCUGUUGUUAUUAAAAAUUAUAAAACAGCUUCUGGUUCUCUUCCUAAUCAAGGGUCAAUUGAAUCGGCAUGGACUUACCAUCGUCGUUUUUUUCUACUCGAUCGUAUUUCAGGAGUUACAACCGGUGGCCAAUUAACCAGUAUCCGUUAUGCCAAAACAAUUACAAUCUUGAAUACAUUAUCAGAUGGAGGAUCGUAUAUUCAACCUCCAGCAGUUGUCGUUGAAUAUGGUGAAUUAUCAUUAUCUGAUUUUGGUACAGGAAAAGUUGUACAGGUUUCAUUUCAAUCUACUUAUCGAAUGAAUCUUGAUACACAUAUUCGUGAUAUAUGGAUUGCAGUUGGUGUUUUAGCUGGUAUAGGUGCUCUUUUUGCAUUUGUUCUAACAUCUGUUUGGCAACCACGAGCAGGAAAAGAUUUUAUUGAUUUAGGAACAAUUGGUAAAUUAUUCCUUUAUAUAUGUAAAAUUCUUGCAACAGUAUUUUUUAUUGUUAUGGCUGGGGUUUCAUUAUGGUGGUUAAUAUUUUUUAAAAGACAAGAUGCAAUUUAUCUUGUUUUGCCAACAAGUGUACAACAAAUAUCAUUUACUGUAUUAGUUGUUGUUGCAUUCGUACUUAAAACAAUUGAUAUUCUUCAUUUAAUUAUUUAUCAGGCUUAUAUGGAUAUAUUUUUUAUUGAUUGGGAAAAACCAAAAGCAGGAAAUGGAAAUACUGUUUCGGUAUGGCGAACAUAUUUUGCUGCAAAUGAAUUUCAUGAAAUUCAAACAUUUCGUCGUAUUAAUCUAACAUUUCAAAUAUUCUUUGUUUUAUUUUUACUCAAAGUAAUUAAUUUAGAAAAUGUUGCUACAGCACAACCAGGUGUCAGUCUUUUUCCAUCAGAUACUGAUUAUCAUCCUGGUUACAAUGGUAUUCUUCGUGUGGGAAUUGCAUUUUCGAUGUGGCUUGCAACAGCGCUUAUUCAAUAUGUGGUUUAUGUAAUAUUCUAUCAACGAUUUUUUGAAGAUCGUUUACUUAAUUUUAUUGAUUUAUGUUCUGUAUCAAAUAUAAGUGUUUUUAUUUUAAUCGAUCGAAAUUAUGGAUAUUAUAUUCAUGGUCGAUCACCACAUGGUACAACUGAUGUUAAUAUGAAAGAUAUGUUAAUAAAUUUAGAACGUGAAUCAAAUCAAAUGAGUGGUACACGUGGUUUACAAGCGAAAGCUAAUGAUCAAACAUUUAUUAUAUUAAUUGAUCAUAUAUUUCGUGCACAAUAUGAUUUAUUACUUCAAAAUUAUCAAGAACAUAUGCGUACACGUACAAUAAAGAAAAGUGCUGAAAAUUCUCUCGAUGUUUUAAUGAAAUCAUAUAAAAAUUUAAAUGAAUUUUUAUGUUCAUUUAUUGAUCAUGCAUUACCAUCACAUAAUUAUAUUGUUCGUGAUCGAACUUUCAUUGAAAAACUUCUUAAUUAUGAAUUUCAACAAGCAAUUCCAUCUGUUUUACAAGGUGAAAGUCGAAAUGUAUUCUUAGUUGAUGAAGACAAAAAUUUUUCAAAUGUUAUGUUUUCUGGUCACGAAAAUUCAUUACUUAUUUGGAAUAUGGCAACAUUUCUUUUCAUUGAUUACUUUGCAUUUAAUUAUGUUUUAGCAGCAAUUAUUACAUACAUACUUAAUUUCAUUGCCGUUAAAAUACGUUUGGCAUUAGGACGAAAAAAUUUAUCGACAAAAUCAUCAGUUCCAAAAGAUUUUCUUAUUUGA